Molecule: messenger RNA, 1380 nt
Organism: Penicillium daleae
Lineage: Eukaryota; Fungi; Ascomycota; Eurotiomycetes; Eurotiales; Aspergillaceae
Product: phosphoesterase-domain-containing protein
Exons: 2
Coding region: 1-1380 (459 amino acids)
Biological process (GO): phospholipid catabolic process
Molecular function (GO): hydrolase activity, acting on ester bonds
Source: RefSeq, a predicted model, not a curated record
AUGAGCCCUCUUGGUGCCUCCCUUCUCGCGCUGGUCGGCGUGGCCGCCGCGGCGAGCAUCACCACCAGUGAGCCUGCGCUCGCGGCCAUCCACGCGGCCGAGGCAACCACACUGCCGUCGUCUCCUACCUCGGAUGUCCAGGGUGUUGCGUUCAACCGCUUCUUCCAGAUCUGGCUGGAGAACACUGACUACAGCGCCGCUGCAGGUGACCCAAACCAGCAAUGGCUAGCCAGCCAAGGCAUCAAGUUGACCAACUACUUUGGCAUUGGUCACACCUCCGAGCCCAACUACUGUGCGGUCGCCGCUGGUGACAACUUUGGCAUGGACAAUGAUAACUUCCAUCAGAUUCCUACCAAUGUGUCGACAGUGGCCGACCUGUUGAACACCAAGGGCAUCUCCUGGGGCGAGUACCAGGAGGCCAUGCCCUACCCGGGCUUCCAGGGCUACAACUACUCCAACCAGGAGACGUAUGCCAACGACUAUGUGCGCAAGCAUGACCCGUUGAUCUUGUUCGACCAGAUCACGAACAACGACACCGCGCUGAGCCAGAUCAAGAACUUCACUAGCUUCUACGACGACCUCAAGAACGAGAAGCUUCCCCAGUGGGCCUUCAUCACUCCCAACAUGACCAACGACGCUCAUGACACCAAUGUUACCUUUGCCUCCGAGUGGCUGCGUGGAUUUGUCACGGAGCUCAAGAGCAACACCUACUUCUGGGAUAACACGCUUUUGCUUCUGACUUUUGACGAGAGUGAGACCUACGCGUUGCAGAACCGUGUGUUUAGCGUUCUGCUCGGUGGCGCGGUCCCAGCUGACUUGGUGGGCACCACGGAUGAUACCGUCUACACCCACUACUCCGCCAUUUCUUCUGUGUCUGCCAAUUGGGGCCUGCCUUCUCUUGGUCGCUUUGACUGCGGUGCCAACAUCUUCCAGGUGGUGGCCAACAAGACUGGCUACACAAACUGGGCGGUCGACCCCUCGUCCCUUUACCUCAACGAGUCCAUGCCUGGCCCGCUGUCCCUGGGUGAAUACUCUAAGUACGAGUCCACCUGGGCUGUGCCUACCACUGACGCCAUGUGCGCCGGCGGCCACGGUAUCCUGCAGGCUGUGAUUGAUACGUACAAGGGUCAGAACCCCACCUUCAACUACACUGCGCCCUUCCCGUAUGACACCUCCGCCGGCCUUGGUCUCGGCGUGUCGUUCUCGCGAAAUGGUACUACUUACGUCUCUGGUCUCAACGACACCACAUCGACCUCCACCACCACCACCUCUAGCUCCGCCAAGCCCUCUGCCAGCAAGGGUGCUGCCGCUCUCCUGACCCCAUCCAUGGGAAGCGGGCUGGUUGCGGUCCUCCUGGCUGGUCUGGGUCUGAUGGCUUAA